Messenger RNA from Ylistrum balloti, 12651 nucleotides. RefSeq names its product mucin-2-like. Gene Ontology annotation, molecular function: protein binding. The transcript has 16 exons. NCBI's taxonomy places the organism in Eukaryota, Metazoa, Mollusca, Bivalvia, Pectinida, Pectinidae. The coding region runs from base 1 to 8796 and encodes 2931 amino acids. The record is from RefSeq and is a predicted model, not a curated record.
AUGGAAGACCUCGGAAAUUUAGGGGAAUUUUCCGGAAAUGUUCCAUCUAUGAACGUAUCCUUUGAUUUGAGUGUGGACGAAACCAGAACAGAUGACGGGAACAUGACAGAAAAAGUGGAGAUUACCUCAUCAGCUGAUUUAGGAUUACCUUCGCCGGUACCCGUUACAGAAGAGGAAUAUGAUGAAGUAUCUACAGAAAUUAACAGCAAUGAUGAGGAAGUCGAUACCAGAACAGCACUUAGUCCCGAACUCCAACAAGGCUAUAGAAUUUUGAAAGAACUAAUGGCAGAUAGUAACAAAUCUGUGAACUGGCACUUUUUGGAAGCAGUCGACGAUAGUCAUCCCGAAACUGCGGAUUAUUACGAACGAAUCAAGAGGCCUGUUUGGUUGGGGAAAAUGCUAGAUAAGUUUGAAGAACGUCUUUAUGGAACAAUAACAGAGUUUGUGUCAGAUUUCCGUCUGAUGUUGGAAAAUUGUUACCGCUACAAUGGACCUGACCACUAUGUUUCCAAGAGAGGACAGAAGCUGGAAACAAUGAUGGAACAAAAACUUGCUCUUCUUUCGAGAGAGUUACGAGAGAAGACAUCAAUUGCUGCAACAUCAGGUCAAAAUGGUGAUGACAACAUUUCUUUUUCAGGUUUACGUAGACGAACCAGGACAAUAAUUCCUCAUGAUUCCUCUGCCCUGUUGAGUCAACUGAGAGAGGAGGAGCUACGUCGUGAUCGGGAACAACGUAAACAGCAGAUUACGGACAGGAAGGCAGUACAAGAGGCACAGCUCCAGGAAGUCUUGGACUGGGAAGUGAAUAUCUUAGAUGGCAAAGGAGACUAUAUGAGAGCCAUGUGGGAGCUGCCACAAAUUGGCCAUUUCUUAUUCCUGUGUCAGGAUGCACUGAAUAUCGGAGAAAUCCCCCAGUUCGAGUUGGAGCGGUGUUUUUACAUGCCUAGAGAGAGUGUAGUAAUGCAGAAAGUGAUGACGGCUCUACUUAGUACUCCAUUCCAGAGAUUGAGGAUUGACAAGAAGACUUUGAUGCCGUACAGUAUUUGGGAUGAAAAAUUAAGAGUUAAACUGAGGCAGUGGUACAAAAUAUUUGUAGAUGGCCACGAGGAUGUACAAAAGGCUGCAGUCAAACUAGGAAUUGAUGGCAAUUUCUUUGACAUAGUUGGCAAACGAAAUCCAAUGGAGCGACGUAAAUUCCAUAAACUAUGUCCCUACCGAAGAGUUUGGAUUGUGAAGUCCUUGUGUGACUACUGUUUGGAGCAUCAAGAAUCCAUAAGGGAUGCUAUUGAGUCUCAACCCAUUGAAGAACAGCAUGAUUACCUACUAGGAGUAGAUGCUCAUGGAACACGUUACCUCCACUUUCCUCAAUUCUGUGGGGCAGAUCUUAGGAUCUACAAGCAAGAAAAAAUCCCUGAACCAAAACUUCCAGUAUUUAUAGACACACCAAAACAAAAGGAAAAGGAAAUGGAGCUUAUGGAAACAAAUGCUGAAAUGGAUCAGUCACAACGCCCAAAGAAAAAGAAGAAAAAGAGGGUAAAGCCGGAACUUCCUGCUCCUCCAACAAAUAGGCCAAGUCGACUUAGACAGAAAAUUAAAACUGUGUUGCCGGUUCCAAGUUAUUCAUCAUCUUCAUCCUCGUCUUCAUCAGAUGAUGAUGGUGGGGAUGAAAGUGAUGGAUCUGAUGCUAAUACCAGAACAAGUUUUGGAGAUCAGAGUGACUUAAAUCUUAAUGAUAGUGGAAUAUGUGAAGAUACACCUAGAGAGAGAAAAAAUGAACCUCCAAACAAACCACUACACCGACUGAUGGAGAGUGAUAACUGUAGCGAUACUUCAUCAGUUGACGGAGAUGGUGCUUGCAAGCGGUCUCGUACUCGCAGACUUGUGCGGAAUGGCUUGUUACGUGACUUCAAUGUAUCUGAACAGUCUCUAGAUGAAAGUUCCAUGGAUAGAGAUGAAAUCUCUGAAGUCAAAGAUGAAACUAUGUCUGAGACGAGUAACACACUAGAUAGUUUGGAGGAUAGUAAUGGUGCUUGUAAAGAUAACGAUAUCAAAAUGGAGGAUAAAACUGCAUCAGACAGGACUGAGACAGAAGUAUGUGAGAGUGAUACAGAUUCACAAUUGUCACAUACAAUUAGCAUGAAAAAAGGAAAUGACAUGCGUGGAUAUGAACCAAUGGAUGUAAGUGAAACAGAAUUCCAGGAUACUUGUAUCGAGAUGGAUGCCAAGGGAGACCAUCCACAAGAUAGAGAAACAACAGACGAAAAACAGUCUCCUUUUUGUGAUAGCAUUUCUCAUAAUACAGAAUCGCCAUUUGAUGGCAUCAGUACUAGUCAACUCAGUAAAGUUCAUCCCACCAGUGCAGUGUUAACAGAACAGUCCACAAGUAGUGAUAACACACAAGACAAUUUGGAACCAGAGUUUUCUAAGGGUAAUACAUCCAUUGACAUAAAAUAUGAAUCAAAUACUCAAACAUCUAUUCGACCUGAAGGUAUGUCAGACUUUAAGUUGAGCAGGGUAGGAAUCCAAAGCCCACAUUCAUUUGGAAAAAACCUGAAACAAGCGGAUACUAGCAGUAGUGAUAUUGAAACCUUGACUUCUAGCUGUGAUAAAAUAGACACUAAUGUAAAAGUAGAAAAAAGAGAAAAAGAUGUUGAAAAUGUGUUAGGGCAGGUGCUUGACCAUGACUACUCGGGGCAGAGUGGGAUGGGGAAAUUCCUUGACCAUGAUUAUGGACAGGGCUGUCAUGCAGAUUUAGACAAGGUAAAGGAUGAAGCAACAGACAGCAUAGAGGUUAAACAAGAGGUAAAGAAGGAGGAAGAAGAAAUUGAACAGGAAGAGGAAGUGUUACCAGAGAUAGGUCCAUUUAAACUGAUUGUGGAAUGUGUUGAAGAUUUGAAACAACUGGUGGAAUCUUUUGCUGAGCAGGAACCAAUCGUCAUCGGAAAAGGAAAGAAACAAAAGGUGAUAAAGCCACCUCCUCGCAAGCGUUGUGUAGUAGACCUCCAUGGGAGGCUCUUGUUCCUAUUGAAGGAGCUAGAACCAUGGGAACAAAAGCUUAUCCAGGCAACAAGAAAGGCCAGAAUCAAGAUGCAUAAGGAGCAGACAUCGUAUGUUGAGGAACCACAGCAGGAGGAGAAAUGGGAGUCUGAGCAUUCUGAAUCAUCUGGAUCUGAGGAUGGGGAAAAUUCCGAUUUUAAUGGGAGUGGGGAUGAAGAUGUGGUUGAGGAUGAAGAGAGGGAUGUGGUCAUUCAUGCAGUAACUACUGCUGUAGCUGCUUCCACAAAUAACCUUUCGGUGUCUCAAAGUGAAACCAUGGAAGACUGUGAUGAUAUUGACGUGAGUUCUAGGGGGCGCAUCAGAAAGAGACGUAUCAUUCCAAACAACUCUGAAGAUUCUGGAACACCUAAGAAACGCAAGCUAGUCAAUGUUUCUUUGCCAACAACUGUACCACAUGUGCCAAACAUUUUGCAGCGUCCUACAGGGAAGAUGUUGUCCUCUAGUGGUAUUAGUUCUCUGGAUGGCAGUUCUGCAAGUCAGAUCCUGUUGCAAACUAGUUCUGGAAAUCACAGCCUUCUGCCUUCAAAUGUGAAACUUUUGUCAGGGGACAAGAUACUUCAACCCCAAGCAUUGUCAUUAUUACAAAAACCUGCCCAGUUACAACAAUCAUUCGCCCAAGGAAUUUCUCAUGCCAGAUUGCUGCAAGGCCUGUCACAACAUACUCUCUCUUCCAAGCAGGCCUCUCAUCCAGUCAUACAACAACUGCUGUCAACAUCACACCAUCCUAACCCCCAUGUCAGUCUGUCUGCAUCCAGCCAUCCUAGCCCUGGAGCAACAUCAUCCACCCCGCAGAGAACUGUUCUUUUCCAGCCAGCCAAUAAACAAACCACUGUCAGACCCCACAUCACCAAACUUGUCUCGCCAGGUCUGUCGAUGAGUGGUGCUGUAGACCCUCAGCUUCCAAACAUACCCUCUACUGGUGGCAAGAUACAGUACUAUGCAGCCAACAUCAACACUUUACCUCCUUCUGUCUUACAACAACUCAUUAAAUCCAAUGCACUCAAGAUCCCACCAGGCCCUAACCAGUCCGGCAUGGUCCUGCUCACCACAGUCAACCCCCAGGGCCCCACCUCUUCUAGUCAGAGCCCCACCAUUGCUGGACUACAGAUUCAGACUGCUCAGAAAACAUCUGUUAAGAAGACUGUUGUGCCUGUAACAGAACAGACACUUCCCAAGGCUGUUGUGCCCAAGACCAUGUUGAGACUUCCAAUCAGUCAUCAAGUAUCAUCUGCUGUGACUGCAACACCAGGUUCUAUGAUCAAGAAAGUAAUUCCCCAGAUGAACACUGCUGUUAAUAUACAUUUGAGCGUGCCUUCUGUAAAUUCUUCACUUGGGCACCUUCACAGUGCCACCAAUGCAUCAACUGGAUGUGCUGUGAUGUCUGUGGCAUCCAAUGAAGUGGUACAAAACACAAAGAUGGACAAUAGUGUUAGUGUAGAAAAUGCUAGUUUAGGAAGUGGUGCAGUGUCAUUGCCCCCUAUGACACCCAGUAGUAGUUCUCUUUCUCCUACAAACAUCUCAUCCACUUCUCCGAACAGACAACCUUACAAGUAUGCAAAUAAUGUUACGGUGAAAACUUUACUGGAGGCACGAAAGGAUGCAGAAAAAACACCAGGAGAACCCGCUAAACCAGUAAUUGUUAAAAAAACAUGUGAAAUUACAUCAUCAACACCUACUGUCUUGUUACAUCCCACAUCCACUGGUAUAAAGACUUUAAAGAUCCCCAGCAAGGCAGUUUUAGAUUCUGCAGUUCAGGCCGUGGUGACAGAUGUUCCAACAUCUCUCCCCACAGUUAACAUCAAAGUCCCAGCUCCAUCAGCAAUGCCAGCUAUUCAACCCCGCUACAAUGUCACUAAAACAAUUCAGAGCAUGAAAGGUCCUAUACCUACAGCGCCUAGACUGGAACCUGCAUCAUUGUCAAGUAAUUCCUCAGUAAAUGUCACUUCACCAUCACUGGGCCAAAGUCAGUCAAAUGUUCCAAACCAGUCUUUGCUUACACAACUUCAAACUGGAAAUAGCCCAGUCAUGUUGACUACUCUUAACAAAAGCAGUGGACUCGGAAACAUGGUCCUUGCAGCAGCACAACAACAACAGUCACAAGAUAAGAAAAACAUUUCUCUUAAAGUGCUGCCUCAGGGUUUACAACAACCAGGAGUAAUGCAAGGAUAUCUGACCCCUCAAGGGUUGAUCAUACCUCAAGCUGCUCUACAACAACAGCAAGCCAGCACUCUAAACAUUGGUUCAAUAAACAAUCAAGCACUUGCUCAGGGUAUACUCAAAACACAAUCUCCGAUAUCAGUAGCUCUCAACAACCAAACUGUGACUUCAGGUACUGUAAUCAACCAGGGGGGCACAUCGGUGAAUAUCAACAAUCAAAAUCUCAAUUCAGGUGUCAUCGGUUACCAAACCAUCUCACCAGGGGCACUUGGAAGUCAAAGCAUUGUCAGUAUGCCUGUUCAGCUUGGAAUUCAGGGAGGAAAUGUCACAUCAUUAGUGUCUGGAAAUCAACAGAUGAUUGUUUCUCACAGUACCAACACACAAAAGCAAAACAUUAAAAAAGCACUGCAGGAUAGUGGCAAGGUGAUACAAAACACUAUACACAGUAACUCUGGGUCCUUAGCAGCCAACUCAACUUAUGGGACACUGGCCAAAUCAUUACAGGCAGUUGGAGGACAGAACCAAGCAGGAAAUCUCAUUACUGGACUCGUAAAGACUGUAGGAAGCAAUACUAUAAUGACCAGCACUUUCAGCUCGAUAGUCAAUACCAUUCCUUCAAUGUCAACCAGUGUUGUCUCAUCAAUUAGUGUGAAACCAUCUGUCAGUUCUGACAAGUCAUCCAGCUCAGUUUUAGACACACAAAAGGUGCGUAUUCAGGCUGUGGGAGGUGGGGCAUCGACUCUGCUAGACCUCGGGGGAAUCUCAAAACUCCAGGGCCAAGGUCAAGGCCUUCUGAUGCCGGGUCUGAUUCAAGGGAUGAACUUAGUUAAUGUUGGGGGUCAGCUUAAACUGCAAGAAGGUGGAAAUAACAUGACAAUUUUGGGCAACAAUUCUAUUAAUUUGUCUACAAUUGUGUCCUCAUCUGUUCCAACAGCUAUAACCAGUGCUUCCUUAGUUAGCUCCAGUAAUACACUCGGACGUAUCUUCCCUAUAGUGACAAUAGCAGCUUCUGGGAUGAGUUCUGUAGCAUCAUCUACAGGUCAGACUAGCCAGAUGGUUGCCCCCGCCCCAGGGACAGUUCCCCAGUCACCACUUCAGCUUACAUCUCCCCUUCUUAGUCACCUUGCUAACCCAGUUGGAAACAUGGGCAAUUUUGCAACAGUUUUAGGGCAAAUAGCCAGUCCCCUCAACAAGACUGGGGUCAUUAGUCAACAAACCGCAGUUGCAGGAAAUUAUCAGUUACUUGGACAGCCAGGGGUCAAGGUGACUGGAAGUACAGGUUCAGUUCUCAGACUUCCAAGUCAGCAGUUGAAUGUUCAGAGUACAUCACCUCCAGUGAUUGGUCAGCAGUUGUGUUUAUCAGGCAACAGCACUCAGAUGGUUGGUCAGCAGCUUACUAGUCCUGUGGCAAACCAGGCUCCAGUAGUGCUGGGUAACAUAGGACAAGGGUCAUCCUCAGACCUUAUUAAACAACUUGCUGCUGCACAACUUCAGCUAUCGGGACAGUCAUCGUCAGCUCUCGUCAAUCAGAUUCCUAAUCAAAUGGUACUUCAGGUUCCUGCCUCACCAGGGGUGAAAGGUCAAGCAGUGAUUAGACCCCCUGGUCAGCAGAAUCUCCAGGGAAGCCAAACAAUGUUGCUUUUGUCACCACAGAAGCGUCUGCAAGGUGCCAGCAUUGGAACAGGCACCCAGCAGCCGAAACAGCUCACCCUGAGACUCAACUCUCCUGUUCUACAACAGACCCAGCAGAUCAAAGUACCCAUUGUAUCCUCUGCUAAGUCAACCCAGGACCACGGUGCCACACAACCCUCAAAGGUUAAACUGAACUUUGAUCUUCAAACAGCAAAGGUGAAGCCUGGUUUAGCAGUUGCAUCAAAGACUCUUUUACAGACACCAGUAGUGGGGUCUGUUGUUCCUGCAAGUGUGUCGCAAGUCACAGAAAAACCAGUCCUCCCCACCAAUCUCCUCAACCAGAAGUUAAGCAUUGCAAAGACUAACACAACUACCAUUGGUUCAGUACAACAGGCAAAUGUUGUUAGGUUUAAUACAGCAGGAUCACAACUUCGCCUACCAACGCCACCUCAACAGUCAGUGGUUGUGACUCUUCCAGAUGUCCUCAACAGUCCCAGUCCAGGACCACUGUUGUCACCUGCCAAAGCCACCAACACUUCUCAAGCAGGUGGAUCUCAAAAACUCUUCCUAUACAAUAUUGGUGGUCAGCUGGUCACCCCUCAAGGCGUGCCAGUUACUGUUGACAAUGGUGUACUAAAGGUGCUCCUGCCCCAGACCAAGAUAGUAUCACCAUCUACAUCAUCGCUAGGUCAGGCAGUCUCGGGUACUAACAAUCCUCCAGUGACAGUCGUAUCAACCCCUAAUUUGGUGAGGUACUCGUAUGUAGUCCCCUCAAAACUUGUGAAUGGUACCCAGUCCUUAAUUGCUACUGGAACUUUGACUUCUAGCAUAGCCAAAUCCAAUUCUGUAACUAGUGCUAUUCCUAGCCCUAGCAGUAUCCUCACCCACCAAUCUCUGAAGGAGUGCUCUUCAGCAGGUCAGAUGCUUCAAAGUGGGUCAGCUAUCAACAUUUCUCCAACAGUUUGUGGUGUAUCAACAAAAAGUACCCCAGGAGUGAUGUCGCCCUCAAUUGUGAACCAAAAUGUUGUGUCUCAUCAAUCUGUUAUUAAUGCCCCACAAGCUCAUAAAAACUUGACAGUGAAUGUAACUUCUAGUAUGUUGUCUCAUCACAGUGUAUCUCCUGCCUUGGCAAAAGGAAAGACAAUCCUAGCUAAAGAUCAUGUUGGAUUUGGAAAUCUCAACCAAAUAGCUUCUUCUUCCAAUCUUAAGAUCAGCCAGCUCCUUGGCCAACAGCAAAGCAAUGUGCAGGAUGUUACUGUGAGAUUAUCUGGUCACCCCACUGUAGGAGAUACAGCUAGAGCUGUCAACAAUGUGGCUGAAACUACAAAUCUGAAGACUUUUCAGGUACAAAAUGAUGACAAAACACAAUUAGGCUAUCAAGUCAGUAGUCUCAUUGGUUCUGGCCAGGGGUACAUUGUGAUGCCUGGCAAAAAAACCCAAAUCAUUUUUCCACAGCAUGGUCAGCAGAAUGCUUCUUCAACCAUGGAUAAUGUGAAAGUUUUAAAGACUCAGAAUGUUGCUGAGUUAUUAAAGUCCCAAAAACCACCACAGACUGCUCUGCUUCAACAAGGAACAAACACAGGUUCAGUGUCAUCCAUAGAUAUAAAACCAGUUCAGUUAGAAAAUCCAACCCAAAACAGCACUGAAGUACAGUCGAAGGCUGAGGUUCUGAACAAUAAUGUUACACCUUUCAGAUCUCAUAAUAUUGUAGACAAGAUUAGUGCAAGUCAAACAAAUAUGGACAUUAACCACCUGCCAGGAGGUUCCACUGUUACUAAUGGUGUAGAGGAUAAUCAACAUAUAUCGGAAAAUGUUAUGCCCAAGGUAGAAAUGAGCUGGGACAAUCCUUCAAAGGAGCAAUCUGAAACCACAGAAACCCCUAAAGGGGCAGAGAAAGAAGAGGCGGCUCUCAAUCUACUCUCGCUAGCCAAUCUCGCGUUUAACAGAUAAAACUGUUUAUUCUUUACCACCUUUGAUAUUGUAUACAUGUCUUAAUAUGAUAUUUAUAUAUGAUCAGAUAAUACAAAUGUAUGUUAAUUUUGAGAUUGUUGAAGCCCCUACAUAUGUAACAUCAACGUAAUAUAUUUGAAUUGUAGAGUUGUAUGAUGUGAAUUGAUGAGUUAUUAAGAGCAUUCACAAACAUGUGAAUGAUCAUGAAUUCAGGCUAUUUUUUAGAUAUAUUUCUUUGUGUUCAAUACAGGGACAAAACAAGAAUAACAAGUUAACUGGCUCAUGAAUGGAAACUUAUAAAACAACAGUUACAGGAAAUUUAUGGAGAAGUUUCAGUGCAUCAAAGCAUUGAUUUAUAUUUUGAAAAUCAUAUUACAAAAAACUAUAACACUCUAACUUUAUGAUUUACUUCAGAUUGGAAAUGCAUUGUAAUUAAUUUCACAACAAGAGUUUUUAGCAAGUCCACUUGAUUGAUGAGUGUAAGUGUGAAAUCAUGAUUCACUUUGAAGAUGUGUAAUACAAUCUUUGUGAAGGUUUUAUUUAAAUCAUAGAGAGUAUUAACUACUGGGGAAAAUAAACAUUAUUUGACAGGGUUUAUUUCAGUCUCUUAAUGUAUAUGUAAUAUUUGAUCAGAUACAUGGAUAUGUUUCGCAUCACUUUGUCUAAGUUUUUUUUAUUCAUUGCAGCUGUUUUUGCAUGCAAAAAUUGAAGUUUUAGAUUAAGAACGACCUAAAUUUUCAUUCUGUACAUGAUAAUGAAAAGAUUUUUGAUGGAUAUGAACGUGUUCUUUUUAACCAUAAAAUAUGGAAAUAGUCCAGGAACUUAUUACAAGACCCUGAAGUGUUCAGCAGAUGACUUCUUGUUCAAAAUUAUUCAUAAUGCAAUUUAAUUUAGAUCAUUUUGAUAUUAUUUCAACUAAAAUAGGAUGUUAUAAUUAUUUAUCGUGUAUAAUUAGGAAAUAGUAAAUUAUAUUGAAAGUAUUUAUUGAAUGAAACAUGUACAUUUGAUAAAAAUUUCAGAUUUAUAAUUUAUAGAAAGUUUAAUAUUAUGUAUAAAAUUAAUUUAUUCAAAAUAAGUAAAAUAGCAACCUAAAUAUUGUCAAAUUGAUAUAGAGUAAGAAUGCCUUGUUAGUUUGAUAUUUAAACCAUUGAAUGUGUCUUUAUUUUGCUAAGUUUCAAACAAAAUUCUUAAAAGUCUCAAUUAAGCUGAGAAUUCUGUGAAUUGAUGGAUUUAAAAUAAAAAAGCAAACAUGUUCACUUGGAAGUUUGGUCAAUGUAAAGAUGUAAGCUUAAAUUUUUCAGUUAGAUCUUGAUGUUUGUUAUGUUGAAGAUAUUUUUGUGUACUAGAUUUACAUCAAUUUUGGUGCAAAUUCUUGUCUUUGUCCUGUGUAUGGGUGUGCUUUUGUUACAACAUUGCUGCUACAAUAUGGAGCACCUGUCAUUUCCUUGUGCACUGUCCGUUUAUAUGUGUCCUGCAUUUAUCCUACUAAUUAGUUGACAAUUUUAUGAUCCAGCUGAAUAUUUUCGCCUAUAAAGAAUAUUUGCAGAAAAUAUAUCAACAAUAUGAAAGUGGGAAAAGGUUACCAUGAAAUGGAAAAAUAACACUGGAAUGUUAUCGUCAAAAAAAGGGAAUUUUUCUUUUUUUGAAUUGUUGUUUCUGAUAAAACCACAGUAAUUUUUGUAUCUUUUGGUAAGAUAACAGGGCUAAAAAUGGUGAUGGUUUUUAGUGUUAAAAAGCUAAGCCUUCAGAAUUUUUUUAUAAUUGUCAAUAUCAUUGAUGUUGUUUUAACAAGAAAUAAUAUUGUUUUAACAGCCGCUUGUUUUGUUAAUACUUGAAGAAUUGAUCAAAAUAUAAAGCAACAUAGUUUUUGCUUUAGGUAUUCAUUUCUGUUUCUGAUUAAUAUCAUAAGUCAUUUAUUUUAAAGAGAAUGCUAUGUUACGAAUUAUUAUUCUUAUUAAGAGUUAUCCUCCUUCUCAACGCAAUACGAUCACAGAAUACAUAAAUGUAGUGCUGUGUACAUGUUUCAUUUUGAAACUUUCAGAAAUAAUAUACAGAGACCUUUUUCAGUAAAAUUGCAUAUAAUUCUAUCAUAAAGAGUUUGACCUGCAUAUUGGUGGGCCCGGACACAAACUGUAUAAUGAAUAGAUUUAAUUCACAGCUGUCUAAUCUCAAGCAUGUUACUGUGCAAUUCAGAAUUUUCACAUAUUUUUACAGUUACAUAAACAAUAACAUUUUUUAAUAUUCAUUUUUAUUGUAAUUGCACAUGCAAAUUUAUUACUUUUCUGUAUGUCAAGGGAAGGAAGACAUGUCAUUGCUUUUUCAAACACCAAAUAUGAACAGUAGAAAAUCUAGCUGUGUCACUGAGGGAUUUUAUCCUGUCAGUUCGUGGCUUUAUUUGUCCAUGUGUGCUAUGCAAGAUUCUGUAAAUGUGAUGACAAAUGAGGUCAGAAAUGACUUUAAUUACUGUACUGUGUUUCUGGGUAUGUUUGUAAAUGUGAUGACAAAAGAGGAACUUUAAUUACUGUACUGUGUUUCUGGGUAUGUUUGUAAGUGUGAUGACAAAAGAGGUACUUUAAUUACUGUACUGUGUUUCUGGGUAUGUUUGUAAAUGUGAUGACAAAAGAGGUACUUUAAUUACUGUACUGUGUUUCUGGGUAUGUUUGUAAAUGUGAUGACAAAAGAGGAACUUUAAUUGCUGUACUGAGUUUCUGGGUAUGUUUGCCAUGAAGAGUUUAUGUUGUUAUGUAUUAUAGCCUUAUCAUUCUAUCACUUAGAAUCAUCAUUCCAUCAGGGUUGCUAUUUGUGUUGCAGUGUGAUACAUGUAUUUGAAUUGCCAAUUAAUCUAAUAUUUUGCAUACAUGAAUUUAGAGUAAUCCUUCAGUGUUCUUUUUAUUUCAGAUAAAUGUAUGUACUAUCUGGCAUUGGAUCUAAGACAUCAGGGUAUCAGACAUAUUGAUAGAAAUCGAUAGAUACCUGGUAAUCAGGUAUAUAAUGGCUGGUGUAUCAGAUAUUUAAUGUGUGUUGUGGUAAUUGGGUGAAAUCAGAUCAGCAGAUAUAUGGUAUUGAGAUAUAGAUUUUGUAUAAGAUACAUUUGUUUUGAGUGUUCUGUUACAUAAGAAUAUAACCAAGGUAUGAUGUGUACGCUCCAUUGCACAAGUGACGGAAGUGUAAUUCAGAAAUAUAGGGCAUAGGAGUAUUGGUUCUGUAUAUUGAAAGAAAAUUUCUAAAGCAAAACCAACAAAGUUUAUUGUUAAAUCUAGAAUGUUUUCGGCUUAUACUAUUUUGUGCUGAAAAAAUUUUCUUUGAUAUUCAAAGUUUUUUUUGAAAGAUUGCCAGGUUUUCCCUCUGUGUAAGUGUAUAUAUAAAAGUUGCUUAAAUGAUGUGUGAGUAAGGUUCCUGAUUACUUGGGUAUUCCCCUCAAACUUAACAUUCCAAAAAAAAUGGAAAAAAAUAUUACCAGGUAAUCCUACACUUCAUAUUGACAUUCAUUGAUUUCAAAUACUGUGGUAUCAUUUCUACAGUUGAAUUUCUGACAUACAUACAGUGCACACCAACAUAUAUUCCAUAGAUACAAUUGCAUCAUCAUUUCAUUCUAAAAUGUCAUUCAGAACUCUAGGACAGAUCUCAUCAUGCUUUUAAGCUUUCAGUAUAACUGGCAGAUAUUAAUAUAAUGAACAAGUCACAACUUAUAAUAAAUAAUACAAAAUGAAUUUGAGAGAGUGUGUGUGUGUGCUGUAUAUAAUGAACUCUAUUUUCUUCACAGAAUAUUGUUGUUGAUCUUGAAUGCUAUAUAACUAUAAUGUAAAUAUUGGUUAUUUAAUUUUUGGAAUAAAAACUGUUCCAUUUCUUAUGAAA